Messenger RNA from Penicillium macrosclerotiorum, 201 nucleotides. RefSeq lists its product as uncharacterized. Bases 1 to 201 code for a protein of 66 amino acids. The record is from RefSeq and is a predicted model, not a curated record. The transcript has a single exon. NCBI's taxonomy places the organism in Eukaryota, Fungi, Ascomycota, Eurotiomycetes, Eurotiales, Aspergillaceae.
AUGAAGGAUGAAAAGGCGACUCCAGAAGUUUCCCCUCAUUCUGUCAAUCAUGCUGACGUCGAGACUAGGAAGCUCCCGGCAACCUCCAGCCGCCGCGACGAGUAUAGAAGCAUGCCCUCUGCCUUCUGGCUCAACAGCAGGACAGCCCGAGGGACCGGCGAGCGACGAUUCGAGGAAUGCUUGACAGGUCUUGACGUAUGA